AAUGCAAGCCAGAAUGACAACACAUGCGGCAAGGUCGUGUACCAGGAGCUUUACUAAACUGUAAGAUCAACGCUGUGUCAUUUCUCGACCAAGUGAAAUGCAAUGGGAAAAGUCAUGGUUUUCUGCCUGCUUUCUGGAUGUACUCCUGAAAUCGCAAGUAGCGGCAUAUCCGAUAUUUUUGAGGUCGACGGUAUAGAGGGAGAACCUGGCGCCGUCUUACUGGAAGCCCUUCGCACACUGGUUGAUGGGGAUGAAAGAAGAGGACAGGAAGACGUGACUGUCAUCGGCGCUAUAAACGAGGAUGGUAGGCCUUUCUUUCGAAUCGAGGACCCUGUGGAGCGGCAGGAAGACGUUCUCCGUAUCCCAGACUCUUCCAUACGUGUGAUUCCACACUGCUCCAUGGGCGAAUUUUGGGACUUUACGUCUUUGCCCAUCCUAGCUCUCGCAACAGACGGACGGGUGACUCCUGAACGUCUUUGGCGUUUGGCUAUGCACCAAGGAAAAUCUGUCUCACAACGUGAUUAUGGACUGCCCGAGAUUGACUACGG
Serpula lacrymans var. lacrymans S7.9 is the source of this 548-nucleotide messenger RNA. RefSeq lists its product as uncharacterized. The annotation marks the transcript as partial. Lineage: Eukaryota; Fungi; Basidiomycota; Agaricomycetes; Boletales; Serpulaceae. The transcript has 4 exons. The record is from RefSeq and is a predicted model, not a curated record.